Molecule: messenger RNA, 528 nt
Organism: Rotaria sp. Silwood2
Lineage: Eukaryota; Metazoa; Rotifera; Eurotatoria; Philodinida; Philodinidae
Source: the annotation of a GenBank genome assembly
AUGGGUGUUACAGGAUGUAAAGUAGCUAUCAGUGAUGAAAAUGGACAAUAUGAUAGUCAAUAUUCAUUACAAAUUUCGACAACAACUCCAAAAAAAUACUUUUCAUCGAAUAAGAAAAGUAAAACCUAUGGAUUUAUAACAACAACUCCAAAACCUAGUUGGCAGAAUAUAAAUGUCGUUGAUACUUUUCAAGGUCUCAAUGUACCAACUACUUGUGUAACUGAUGUUAAUGCACAUGUAAUGACUGAAGCUGUAAUUCAAGGGGAUUCAUUAAUAGCAUAUAUUACUAUUGAAACAGUUAAACGUAUUGUUAUUGGUGGUGGAUUAUCAAAACGUAAAUGUUUAUUUAUACAUAUACGAAACUACGUUAAAACAAUACUAGAUGGUUUUUUAAAUCUAUCUGAAAUCACAAAAAAUACUGAUGAAUAUAUUAUUCCAUCAAAUCUUGGUGAUUUAAUUGAUAUUCAAUCAGCACUUGAUAUAACACAAUCUGUAGUGCAGAAAAAAAAAUUUUUUUUGAGUGUAUAA